UUUGUAAAAAUCUACAAAUCCACCCAAACCCUCAACUUCUUAGCACCCGACCCCUCGAUAUCGUGAAUAUGGCUCCGAUCGCUGUCGGCGACGUUAUUCCCGAUGGAAACCUAGCUUUCUUCGACGAGAACGAUCAGCUUCAGAAGGUUUCCGUGCACUCUCUCGCCGCCGGUAAGAAGGUCGUUCUCUUCGGCGUCCCCGGCGCUUUCACUCCCACCUGCAGCAUGCAGCAUGUGCCUGGAUUCAUUGAGAAGGCGGAUGAGCUGAAAUCAAAGGGCGUCGAUGAGAUCCUUUGCCUUAGCGUGAACGAUCCAUUUGUGAUGAAGGCAUGGGCUAAAACUUACCCAGCGAACGAGCAUGUUAAGUUUGUAGGUGAUGGGUCUGCAGAAUACACCCACAAGCUCGGCCUUGAGCUUGAUCUUAAGGAUAAAGGUCUCGGGAUUCGGUCAAGGCGAUUCGCUCUGCUCGUGGAUAACCUCAAGGUGACCGCCGCCAACGUAGAAUCUGGAGGUGAGUUCACUGUUUCCAGCGCCGCGGAUAUCCUCAAGGCUCUCUAAGAAAUCUCCCAAAGAAAUAUUGGCUCGAGUAUGAGAGUGUGAUAAUAAGUUGAAGUCUCAUCUUCAUGUGUCCUUUAGUGGUGUUUCCCUUUCUCACAGUGCUGUGGGAGAGAUGAGUGUAUGAUUAUGUGAUUUCAUAUCCAUAUCUUAUAUUAACUCAUAUAUAUAUCUAUCUGCAUUUACAUUUCUCUC
This is a messenger RNA of Tarenaya hassleriana, 749 nucleotides long. RefSeq names its product peroxiredoxin-2B. The transcript has 3 exons. The record is from RefSeq and is a predicted model, not a curated record. Gene Ontology annotation, cellular component: cytoplasm. The coding region runs from base 69 to 557 and encodes 162 amino acids. Gene Ontology annotation, biological process: cellular response to oxidative stress; cell redox homeostasis; hydrogen peroxide catabolic process. NCBI's taxonomy places the organism in Eukaryota, Viridiplantae, Streptophyta, Magnoliopsida, Brassicales, Cleomaceae. Gene Ontology annotation, molecular function: thioredoxin peroxidase activity.